Molecule: messenger RNA, 1201 nt
Organism: Ostrinia furnacalis (Asian corn borer)
Lineage: Eukaryota; Metazoa; Arthropoda; Insecta; Lepidoptera; Crambidae
Product: nudC domain-containing protein 3
Exons: 5
Coding region: 24-1139 (371 amino acids)
Biological process (GO): protein folding
Cellular component (GO): cytoplasm
Source: RefSeq, a predicted model, not a curated record
UUAUUUUGACGUCUCGCGUGUUGAUGUUUUUUCUCUUACAAAAAUCGUGUUUUCUUCUUCGAAUACUUUUAUUGGAAAGAAUUAAUAAAAUGGCUGCUUCAGCUGAAUUUACAAAGUACGAUGAUGUGCUCACAUCGAUUUUGAUCAAUGAAAAAUCUAUUCUGGGAUUUCUUUCAGCUAUAUUCAACUUCUUAGCGCGACGUACGGACUUCUAUUAUGUGCCUGAAGGUGCCUACGAAAACAUGGGUUUUCCUCCUGGAGUAGCCGAAGAGCUUGUUAUGAAAGUUUUGCGAACUUGCGAUCCUAAGAACUGGAAAGGGCCCAACGGCGCCAAAAGACCUACGGAUGUGAACAACGAGAUUAUGUGCUCGACGGUAGCACAAGAAGUAGAGGUUGUAGCAGAGGAUGAUGAGAUAGAUGUUGGAAACUUGUCCAUAAAUCAAGCUGAAACUAUAGAACCUGAUCCUCAAAGUUCUACUGAAAGAACAGAAAUACCAAAAAGUAUUCCAGCUGCUGGAGAGGCGUCAAAAAAAGAAGAUAGUUCUAAAUGUGUCUCCCCUUGUGCACCACCUGUGAUACCAACACAGAAAAAUAGUGAAACAUAUAACGGUGCUGAGAGAGAUAAAUAUUCCUGGUCUCAAACUAUUAUGGAGCUUGAUGUGAUAGUAAAACUUCCUCCCACCGUAAAGUCAGCGAAGGAGCUCAAAGUAACAAUUAACAGUGGAGACAUCUGUGUAGCCUGCCGUAAUGGGGACAUCAUAAUAAAAGACACCUUGCCAUACAAGAUCAAGACCAUUGAUAGCUUCUGGACAUUGAGUGAAGGGCGACUUUUGAUACAUUUAGAAAAAGUCCAAGAGCGCUGGUGGAAUAAAAUUUUGAACAAUGAAGAGGCUAUUGAUCUAUCAAAAAUAGAUUGUUCUCGUCCAAUGGAUGAAUUGCCAGAAGACCAUAUUGCUAAGAUCCGAGAACUGCAGUGGAAUCAGGAACAGAAAUAUAAAGGACUCCCUACAAGUGAUGAACUUCGCAACAUUGAUAUUUUGAAAAAGGCAUGGAACGCAGAUGGCUCACCAUUCAAAGGAAAGGAAUUUGACCCCAGUGUGCUGAACCAAUCAAAUAUUGCAUCUAUUAGCAAACAGUAAAGUUGAAUCUUUUUAUAACUAUCUAUUUGAUUAUUAAAAUAUGAUAAUGAAAGAGAACUAGA